Molecule: messenger RNA, 3130 nt
Organism: Vespa velutina
Lineage: Eukaryota; Metazoa; Arthropoda; Insecta; Hymenoptera; Vespidae
Product: neuropeptide Y receptor type 1-like
Exons: 11
Coding region: 1029-2408 (459 amino acids)
Biological process (GO): G protein-coupled receptor signaling pathway
Cellular component (GO): membrane
Molecular function (GO): neuropeptide Y receptor activity
Source: RefSeq, a predicted model, not a curated record
CUCGACGAACGUGCACGUGCGUAAAACGUGCACGAAAAAAUUACGCUCUCCGUCUCUCUCUCCUUUCUCGUUUUUUUUAUUUCUCUCUCUCUCUCUCUCUCUCUCUCUCUCUCUCGCACACACACAUACACUCUCUCUCUCUCUCUCUCUCUCUGUCUCUCUCCCCCUCUCUCUCCUGUCAUUGUUAUUCUCGAACGUGAGACCAUUUUUUUUUUCGUUAUCAAAAUAUAAUAAAAAUAACAAAGAAAAUCUUGAGUGAAAAAAUAAUGCUGAAGGAUCUCCUGUGCAUAAGUGUUUCACUGUGUAUGAAAGAAUUCCUUUUAUUCUCUACAGAAGAUGCAAGAUAAAAAGAUUUCUCAAGAUUUUGUCGUAUAACUAAGUUUAUCUAGAAGAUAGACAUCAAACAUAAACAAUAAAAUCAACGCCUCGAGCGAUCAUCAUCGUAGGAUCAAGAAAAGCCGAAAAUAGACAAUAUGAACGAUGAGUCGAAUAAAUUGCGCCUUCGGCAAUUUCUCGAUCCACCCUCGAUGGAAGGGCAAAGACUUUUUUCUCGAGAAUCGUCGAAUUAAUCGAUCUUUUGAAAGGAUCGAUGAAAAUGCGAAGGAAGGUGUUUGUUUUUUCGGAGUGACUUUAAAUUGAAUUAAAAAAAUGUACCUUAAUGUCAGACGUCUAUCGUUUUUGCUAUUGUCUGUCAUUAAUCAAGGAACUUAAUUACUAGUGGGAAAUUGAACCGCGGAAAGUGAAUCUUCAUCGGCUACGGAAUCCAUUGAUUAUCGGAAAGAAAGAACUUGACACGAAUGAUGCAUCUCUUUGAAAAUUCGAGAAGAGUAACGAGCCUCCUUCUUUCCAAAACAAAUGUUACGAUAACAUUUAUAUCGACGCCGUUGGAUAAAACAUUUCUUUUUUAGUGCUACGGGGAAACAAGAUACAAAUAUUAGUCCAACCGAGUUUUCUACCGCUCGCUCGUAUCGGCAGAUGAUCGUUUCGAAAUAAACAUCGAUGAAAUUGGCGCAUUUCGCCUUUGCAGGAUGAACGAUUCGUGGCUGUCGUAUGAGGAUCUCGAGGAUUGGUCGUUAAACAAUAGCUUUUGGAUCUACAAAAACGGAUCCUACGGCGAAAACGAUGAAGAUCUAUACGAUGUGCCGACAAGCGUGACGGUUAUCCUCAGUAUUUGUUACGGAAGUAUAUCGGUCCUGGCAAUCGUUGGAAAUUCUCUCGUAAUGUGGGUUGUCACGACAACACGGCGAAUGCAAAACAUGACGAAUUUCUUCAUCGCCAAUCUCGCCUUAGCUGACAUUAUUAUCGGUCUCUUCGUCAUUCCAUUUCAGUUUCAAGCAGCCUUAUUGCAGAGGUGGAAUCUUCCACAUUUUAUGUGCGCCUUCUGUCCCUUCGUUCGUAUACUUUGCGUGAACGUAUCUGUAUUCACGCUUACAGCGAUCGCUGUCGAUAGGCAUCGUGCCAUCCUCAAACCACUCAGUGCUAGUCCGACGAAACUGAAAGCAAGAAUCAUCAUAGCAGGAAUUUGGAUGCUGGCCACAGCUUUAGCGACACCAAUGGCACUUGCGCUCAGAGUGAUUAUGAUACCAGAAAAUAUGACUAGUGGACGUUAUCAUUUGAAACCAUUCUGCCAUAAUGAAAACAUGUCGGAAAAUUCGAUGCUAACGUAUCGAGCAUUAUUGGUUUUCCUACAAUACAUGACGCCUCUUUCAAUAAUAUCCGUCGUGUAUGCUAGAAUGGCUAGGACACUUUGGGGCAGCAGAGCGCCUGGAAAUGCAGAAGAUUCGCGUGAUGCUGCUUUUAUGAAAAAUAAAAAAAAGGUUAUCAAAAUGUUGGUAAUUGUCGUCGUAUUAUUCGCGAUAUGCUGGUUACCAUUACAAUCGUACAACGUACUGGAAUACACUUAUUCAGAAGUAAAUCAAUAUCAAUACAUAAACAUUAUAUGGUUCUGUUGCGAUUGGCUAGCCAUGUCGAAUAGUUGCUGCAAUCCAUUCGUUUAUGGUAUAUAUAAUGAAAAAUUUAAGCGGGAAUUUCAACAGAGAUGCCCAUUUCGAUCUCGAAAAUUACCGAUCAGUCCACCGACCGACAGUAUGGAUCUCGACAAGACGCAAAGUACACGAGCAUCCAUUAGGUACAUUCUCAGAUAUGAUUGGCGACGAACAGGUUCCAGUGGUUAUCCGUCUUUCUAUAGAGGUGUACCAAUGCGAGAAUCAUCCAAAAUACCCAUUAAGAGCAAAAACGAAUCUAUUACUCGACAAACAAAUAUAUCAACACGUUGGUCUCGCAACGAACAAAAAAAUCAAUGCUGUCCUGAUCAAAGAUCACCGAGCAAACCAAUGGAACUCUACGUCUUCUCCUCCGGCAGACACAAACAUACGAAAAGUAUCGGUACAGAAGAAUUGUGUCUUUAAUAUAAAAACAUAAUCAUAAAGAGAUCUUAGCUUCCACGAUCGAUUCUUUGGAUCGAUCCUGUUUAGCAUAUUAUUAUAAAACUGAACGGAACGAAUUUACGAUGAAUUACGUCAAAGAACUAUAUUCAAAGUUCGCAUUAUUUUUUUCUUUGUCAUAGCUCGUUAAAAAUAAUAUAACGAAGCAUUCCUUUUGAUUAUUCCAAGCGGAAAUUAAACUACUUUUACUAUUUAAGAAAAUUUUACAAAUUUUAUUUGAAAUUUUAAAUUAAGUCAUUUAUAUAAGAUAAAUUUGCAAGUAUUUUGCAUAUUAAAUAACUUUCUCAAAUUAAAACUGAGCCAAAUAUUUUCUAUAAAUAUAAUAACGUGAAAUGACAUAAAGUAUUGGAACACCGUAUAAAUUACAUUCAUAAAUAAAUUUUAAAUUAUAAUUUUUCAAAGCACAUGAUCUUAAUGUAAAAUAAUGAAAAAUAGGAUAAUAUUGAUUUUAAUAAAUGAUUUAAAAUGCAAAUAAAUUAAUAUAUGAUAUCAUCGAUAUCAAUGAGAAUCAAAUUAUACAUAUACUCGUUCUAAUAAUGAGCGGAUAGAAUGUAAACAUAAAAAUAAAUUAAAUAAGUGGUACGCUAUUAAAGUAUUUCUGAACUAUUUCUAGUCAAUAAAUGUACAGAAAAAUAAAAGUAAUAAAAUCAACCAGACUUUAAAAAGUCCCUUCUACAAACUCAUGC